Molecule: messenger RNA, 905 nt
Organism: Chenopodium quinoa (quinoa)
Lineage: Eukaryota; Viridiplantae; Streptophyta; Magnoliopsida; Caryophyllales; Amaranthaceae
Exons: 6
Coding region: 438-821 (127 amino acids)
Source: RefSeq, a predicted model, not a curated record
UACGAAGCAAGAAGAAGAAGAAGAAGAAGAAGAAAAAGAAGAAGAAACAAGGAAAAAAAGAGGAAAGGAUAAGCUUCCAAUGUACUUGCGUUCGCCUUUUAUGGUUAAUCAUGAAAAACUCUUCAACAAUGUAGAUCAUAAAAUGAUAGCUGAGUAUGCUUUUGCUCAAGGAGAUAACGCGGAACUUUUGUAUGCUGACAAAGCGGCAAUGGUGAUUAGGAGAGAUGAGAUGGAUAGUCUUUCAGGAUGUAGUCACAUGUUCAACAACAUUGCAGAUGCUUUUUCUUUCAUAUUAAAUUGUGAAAACAAAAGGCGUGGUGAAGACAAGAAGAGUAGAUUUUUUUCUCUACUAAAUGCUAUCUAAUUAUUUGCACUGAAAAAUACAUCAAAAAUACUGAAAGUUGGGAAGAUAGAAUAAAAAAGAUUUGUUUCAUCAAAUGAGAAAAGAAAUGACAAAUGCCAAAGUAACAACAUUUAACAACUUUCAAUUGGUUUUCUUUCCGGCUGUUUUAACGGAUCACUAUUAUUUGUUGCACUUCAACUUUAUGGAAGGUACUCUCGAUGUCAUUGAUAACAUGAUUCUUUCACCAAAUGUUUCGGUUGAAGACAAAUAUGGGGAUGAUUUUACAAAAAUGCACAUGGAAACCUAUGAAGGCCAAUGUCAAAAACAAUGGAAUUCAGGACUAGAGAAGGAUAAUUUUGAGCAAAUGAAAAGGUUACGAGUGGAGUAUUGUGGGAAUAUUAUAACAUCAGAAGUAAAUGAAGAACGGAAAAAAGUGUUGAAAAUGGCUAGAAAGUGGUCAAAGAUCAACAAAUUUUGAUAUUUGAUUGUGUAAAUCUCAAGUAUAUAUAAUAAUACUUUUUUUGUACAAAUAUAUGAUUAUGGAGAUGACUAUUUUGAACAU